Messenger RNA from Trematosphaeria pertusa, 657 nucleotides. RefSeq lists its product as uncharacterized. Bases 41 to 631 code for a protein of 196 amino acids. The record is from RefSeq and is a predicted model, not a curated record. Lineage: Eukaryota; Fungi; Ascomycota; Dothideomycetes; Pleosporales; Trematosphaeriaceae. The transcript has 2 exons.
CUCAUCCAUCUCCAUCAACCUCGAGUCUAUCUUCACUAGUAUGUCGCUGAGUCAAGAAGCGCGCGAGCGGUUGGAGCAAUCGUAUCAGGACUUGCGGGCCAGAGAAGAAGCACUAUUCAACGAACCAAAAUUGCGAGAGCAACUUAACGCUCUAAGCAAGCUAAAAGCUUACAAGGCAAAACAAUCUGUUAAGGAAAUCGCUGAUAUCUUGGACAUGUAUGGACAGCGAUGCCGCAUGCAUAUUGGCCACGAUGAACACCUGGAAUACUCGCUGCAGCCGGGCACUGAUCGCGUCUCGAAGAAACAACUCGACAAGCUCUUUCUCUCCUUCGAGGUCGCCCCAAAUACGCCCAUCCUCAACAACUCACCCUCAAGUACCAUUGUUACUUUCGUUUGCCUUGGAAAGAUGGAGUCAAGCCCUCGGGGCGAAGUCAAGAACUGGACCAAGACCAAGGCUCGGCUGUGCCUCCAGCUACUCGAUGAUGCAGGCGGAGGCUUCUGGAAACUGGAGAAAGGCGAGCAGAAAGGGCAGUUUAAAGCGACUUGUCUAGCGAAAGAUGUUAGUGAACUAUCGGAGGAUGCGUAUAUCAAUGGUGGAGCUGAGACUGAGCUGAUGCUCCGCCGCGAAUGAACGGAGGAGGAGGGUCUUGUGAUGGG